Messenger RNA from Rhagoletis pomonella (apple maggot), 381 nucleotides. RefSeq lists its product as uncharacterized. The transcript has a single exon. The coding region runs from base 1 to 381 and encodes 126 amino acids. NCBI's taxonomy places the organism in Eukaryota, Metazoa, Arthropoda, Insecta, Diptera, Tephritidae. The record is from RefSeq and is a predicted model, not a curated record.
AUGAACUACGUACUCGACAACCCCGAAGGUUCUGACCCAGAGUUCGACUCGUCGGAAUCCCUACGAGGAUACCGGGUAGUCAAGUGCGCGAGCCAGUUCUCCUUGGAUUUCCUUGCUGGAUGCGUCGCUAAGAUCAGCGACACUUUUGUCGGCUUGAAGCUCAAGCUGAUCCCAGCAAAGGACAUUCCAAGGAGACGACGUGCGCCCAUUUGGAUGCCUCCGAUGGAUGAACCAGGCGAAAAGUUGCUGCGGUGUCUUAAGCUGCAUAAUAAAGACAUACCGGCGAUCGAGGAAUGGGAGCUUAUAAAGAUUGAAGAGCCAAGAAGGCCUACAAAUAAGCCCAUUCUGCUAGCUAUUUGCGCAGAAUCACUAGACGCCUGA